AAACUUUGCCAUUCAGAUCACAAUCAUCGUCACCGUCAGUCACAGUUAGAUAGUAUUCGGAUGGAAAAUAUUAAUACGUAGAAUAACUUGGUGAAGUUUUGAAUAUUUUGGUAUUACCUACAGGCAGAAGAUACUUCUGAUGACUAAUUUUGUCUUCAAUGUCAAAUAUCGUGCAUAGUUCAUUCGGUACGAGUAAAUAAUUCUCGGUCAUUCCGUCACACAUCACUUUUUAGUGCACAUUCGCCAGUGAAAAAUCGAUUUAUGCCCAUAGAAAAAAUCAACACUACGAAGCUAUGCGUGAUUUUGCUCUGAUUGCUCUUUAAUAUUCCGCCAGUAAUUGAAAAUUUGCAAGUGUUUCUACAGUUUAAUGUAUCAUUUCUAGAUAAACAGUGAUUUAUACUUAUAGCAAAAUUGACUACGUUACCUAUGUGGGUCAUGGGUCGGGCGUUGACUUAUGAUUGAGCUACAAAUCCACUUUAAAAUUUUAAAGAUGCAAUGUAUCGACAUCUAAAAAAUUCGUGCAAUUCAAUUAGUGCUAUACAUCUUCGUACAAGAUCGAGGACAUGGAGAUAAAUCGAAUGGAAAAGGAGAGAAUUUCGGUUCAUUUUUUCGACAUUUAUGUUCGAUUAAUUUAAAGGGCUUCUAAGUAGAGCUGCUUGUGUAGAUUAUAGUGUAGACUCAUAAAUCGUCAUCUAAGCAGAUACAAAAAAAACUAUCACAAUGUUUAGCUGUCUUUGGCAAUUGUGGGAUUGGAUCGAUCCACCCACUUUCACCACGAUGGAAAGUAAAAAAUUACAACAGCUACAACAAGCCAACUCUCAUUUGGCACCGAUUCCUCAAACCAAACCACCUGGUUAUCAGAAUCAGAACAAUGAGUACCAAGCAACUCGAUCACCAGUAUUUCAAAAUCACCCGCAGUAUCAAAGCUUUGCAUCGAAUUUUGCACAUAUUAAUUACCCUCACCAAGUGAGAUCACAACAGCCCCAUCCCCAUCAACAACAACAACAACAUCCCAGUGCACAUAGCAGUCCCAAAUCGAAUAACAAUAGUUUGUACCUAAGUGAAUACUCAAGUUCGAGCCAUGCCGGGCAAUCGCAACAUCAACAAACCAUUGGCAAUCAUUAUCAAUUCGAUCAAAUGUAUCAAACAUCUUCCCCUUCGAGUGGAAGCGGCGAAAGAGAACGAUUAUACCAGACUGCUGCUAGGUCUACACAACAUUUACAUUCGAACCAGCCGCUAACCAAAUUGGAGCUGCAAUUUCAACAAUUGCAAAGAGAUAAGAUCCAGGCACAAAUCAAAACCGCAACGGAAGCUCUAGCACAUCAACAACAGACAUUUGCUCUUCGGCAGCAACUGAAUCCUCCCGUGCAGAAUUAUCAUUUAAAACAAAAUUUGUUGCAGAAUCUUUCUCAGCAACAUCAGCAACAGAUUCAUCAGCAGCAAAUACACCAACAGCAAAGUCAAAAUCGUAAUGCACCUCCUUCAAGUUUGAAUCACAAGUCAUUUCAACCAGCUCAAGGGCCGAUGAAGCUAGCAAGUCAAAAUACCCAAGAUUACGGGGCAAUGUCUGCUACGAAUCAACAUGCCAACAAUGAAACAUUUUAUCAAGGAGCUCAACACAAAUAUAAUCAUACCAAAACAGCAACCAUUAUGCAAUCGCCAAAUCCGAAUCAAAUUAUCAUUCAACAAAACAUCCCCGGUCAAGUGGUCAAUCAGGCCUGCCAGACGCAGAUAAGUGGUGUCAAAAAUCCUCCCUUGACUCAGAAAUCUCCGAACUCCCAAUCAGAUUCGUUGUCUUCUCCUUCCCAUGAUGGAUUGGAAAGACGCAAAAGUGGUCCGGUACAUACUUUGAAAUCGCCUGUCACAAAACGACCUACAAAUGCACCCAUUAGCAUGUCCGGUUGGUUGUAUAAACAAGGCUCUGAUGGGCUGAAGGUUUGGCGGCGUAGAUGGUUCGUUUUGGCAGAAUAUAUUUUGUAUUAUUACAAAAGUCAAGAAGAGGAGAAAUUGCUGGGAACUGUACUCUUGCCAUCUUAUACAAUAUCAGCUUGUCUGCCAGAGGACAAAGUGUACAGAAAGUUUGCUUUCAAAUGUGAACACACGAAUAUGAGGACGUUUGUAUUCGCAGCAGAAACCUCAGAAUCGAUGACUAACUGGGUGAGAUCAUUGACCAUGGCAACAAUGAUGAAGAGUAACAGCGAUUCGGAAACUAGUCCACCAUCUAACACUGGCCGGAGUGGCGAAAACAGUGAUUCAGGGAUACAAACGUACCAAUCACAAAUUUGUAAAACAAGUGGCGUAAUGCCAGCUCCAGUCACUCCUGUUUCAGACAACGGAAAUGGUUCAACACUGUACGCGAAUGCACCCCCUAAGCCGAGAAGAGUCAAUGAUGGUGGAUAUUCUUCACCAAGCCCUGAACAUUUACCACCAGAACGAUACGAUCAAGAACAUCAGCAACUUCGGGGAGCAGGAGAUUCAGUUUACGGAGGUCGGGAUUUUACUAGACACGGCAAAUCGACGGAAUCAAAUAAUUUGCUUCAGCAGUCGCAUAAUAGCGAUCGCGAACAGAUCAAAUUCGACCAUAGCACGUAUUCGGCGGCCCCAACGUAUGCAUACAACGAUGCCGUUUACGGAAACGCUAAACGAAUUGAACGAGAUAUGUACAUACAGAAAUUAAUUCAACAACAGCAGCAGCAGCAACAACAGUUAGCCCUUUUGCAGCAACAACAACAACAUCAAGAACAACAACAGCAACAACAGCAGCAUCCACAAACUGCAAUGCAACAAACGCCUCAGCAACAGCGUUUAUCAAACAAUCCUUUUAUGUACCCCAAUAUGGACCGUCGCACUCCUGAUACUUAUGGACCACCAAGGGCCUCACUGGACAAGCACAUGUCAGACUAUGAAGACAUCUACAAUCUAACAAUGCUCUCGAAAUCUCUUCCUCUCAAUGCUGAAGAUGCAAGUUAUAGGAGACCCAUGAGCCCGACCAGAUACGAAGCUAAUAAUCAAAAUCCAGCAAUGCCUCUUCGCUACACGCCCAAUUAUUUGGAGAAAACACCAGCAGCACAACAUGUCCAAAUGCGAGCACGACCUGUCCAGUCAACAAUUCCACGACCCCAUUCGGCUGACUUCUUGGACUACGAAGCAAGGAAUCCAGUAAAAACAAAACUUCGAGAAGCGCCUGCACAAGCACCGAGACCUAAAUCGAGCCUGGAUAUUGUACGAACUCCAGACCAUUACUACUACUCAGAAGCGAGCUAUGCAGAAAAAAUGCGUAUGCAAAGUGCUUCCUAUCUGCAACGAGUCAACCCAGCGGCACUUACUGGAAAGCCGAAAAUCGAAGAAACUAGUGGGUUCAACAACUCCAGUACUGUGCCUCGAGAUGGGUUCUAUCCAUACAGAGCUGGCGAUUACGCAGAAGAUAUUAAACAGGGCUCUGCCAGUGUACCACGAACGCAACGAUUAACGAUGAACAACUUGAAAAAGUAUCCUUCGCAGCAGGAGCAAUUUUUAAGAUCUGCUAGUGCUCGCUUGCCGCGAAAGGAGGAUGAUUCUCCAAAUGUAAUCGAUGGAGAGCGCAAACGCGAGGAAUCCAUGAAACGGCUAUUGGAAUGGAAACAGCGGAUGCUGCAGUCUCCAUUAACACGUAAAAUAUCACAGAAACAGCAAAAAUUAGAAUUUGGUUCACCUAGUUCGUCUGCCUAUUCAUUGCUGACGAAAUCACCUCACGUUGCAGUGGAAGCUGAUCUCUACCAAGCUCAAAUCAAACCACCUCAUCAACAACAAACUGAAAGCAAGUCCAAUCUAGAAUACAAUAGCUAUUCUUCAGAUGAUGAAGUGCGCAACGUUAAAAAUAUACCUAAAGUGGCACUCACGGUCAAACCUGAUCCAUCUGACUAUCGUUUGGAUUCCAGUAUAAGAAUGUAUUACGAUCCAGCUCAAACGGAAUACUUUUAUCAAGAGCAAGAAUGCUACGUACGACCAGAUAUUAGCUUCGAGUCCACUCAUGACUUAUACACACAAGCACAGUUACAGCGGGCUCAGGAAAUUAAUCUUCAACAGCAUUACCAGCUUCAGGACAUUGAUCGUAGCUUAGCCAACAUGAGCCAACAGGAGUCUCCUAGUGAGCAAUGGCCUGAACUAUCUCAACAAAUAUUCAUCAACAAUAAUGGUAUUCACAGAAGUCCGACAAUACUAGAAAGACCAGAACUAAGAUCUUUUAAAAUGUCUGCUGGCGAGUUACUGAAUCGUACUCACGAAGAAUUAGUUUUGCUGUUGAUCCAAUUGCGAAGACAGAACAGCAAUACAGCACGUUCAAUCGAGCAGUGUUGCACAAACAUUCAUGAAAUUCAGAAUUCUAUACGUAUAUCUGAUGGACCAACUAGAGCCGAAAACCUAGCUCGUCUAGAGGGUCUCAAAAAACAGCUGACAGAACUAGAAAAACAAUAUGAAAAGGAAAAACCACUGAUCAAUUUAGUUGACAACAUGGUCAAAUUGGGAUCGCUCUAUAAAGGAGGCCCUAACCAGAACAAAAAUAUCGGUUCUUCAGAAUCAACGACCCUCGACAGACUUGAGUUCAACCAAAGAGUCCAGGAACGUCGUCUGUUGCAAGAAGAACAACGGCAAUGGGAUAGGCUCAGUCCAAAUUAUCUUGAAUUACAGACAAAAGUUCAGCAGCUCUAUCAAAUCGACCAAUUACUUCAGGAAGAAUCUGGUACCCUACAAAACUUACAACGUGAUAAGGAAGACUUAGAACGGGCACUGGGAGGCUUGAAAGCAAAAAUAAUGAGCGGCGAAGCCCCACCUUUGGCAAUUGAAGCUGCCCGACAGCAACAGCACACACUGGAGAGAGAACUGUCCCGCGUUCAUCUCCUACUGGCAGAAAACUCGAAGAAACUAGAAAAAACGGUUAAUGACAACGCACGGUUAGAGCAAGAAUUGUUGGUACUUCGGCAGAAGUUGCAAGCUUCUCGAGAUACGCGCGGAGUGCCAGGGACACUGGCUACCGGACAAGAUGGACAAUAUGUUGGUAAAGCGACAGCUGUGCUCGAAUCGGAAUUGAGACGUGUUCAGCAAUUAGUGGGUAAUAUGCAAAGGCAUAGACAGGAAUUGAGCCAAGCUGUAAGGCAGCUGACGGACAAUUCUGAUAGCCUUUACAAACAAAUCAACGGAGAAAAUCGGUCUCAUAUUAAGAAAAGAUCUAGUAGUACGUCAUGGGUUGAAACUGAUCUGGAUUCAUUGGUCAGUAGAGAAAAUUCGAAGAAUGAAAGUACAUUAUCGUUGAACGUGAUUGAUAAACACAAUCCGUUCCUCACUACACCCAGCCAUUAUGAUCAGCGAUCUGAAGGAUUCGAAUCAUGUAGCAUUGAUAGCGAUGAUCUGCUGGAAGAUGCAGCCGGAAACUUGCUUAGUUAUCAAGAUAAACACGAAAUUAAAACUGUCCGAAUCGUUAAACGUGAAUCAGAGCGACGCAACAGGGAUCGAGAGAAAGAUCGAAGCAACACAUCAAUGCACAGUCUUGAUCAGGUAUUGGAAGAAGAAGCACAAAUCUUCGAGAAUUAUUCAAAUUAUCAUCGAUCAAAAUCGUUGCCGAGAGGAUAUGAAACACACGAAGCGUUUACUCAGAAUCAGGACAUACCAGUUCAUACAAAUAAUUUGAAAGAUUACUACAGUAUGACUGCAAAUAGUAACAAUAGCUAUCCAGUUUCGAUGAUUGACAGAAAAGCAGACCUCUACAGUGGUUGUGACAGAAUGAUGAAGAAUUCAGCAUCGAAGUCUAGUAACUUCUCUCUCGCUUCUUCUUUGGAAUUAAACUCAACGAUGUCAGGUCUAAGUAACAAAGCGGAAUCGGUGCAAAGUUUAGCGAUUGCUGAACAAAGCCCAAUAUUCCAAAGCGAGGCAGCUAAACAAAUAAUACAUGAAAUGGGAACUGAACCAUCACGACAAAAUUCAAAAGCUGUAGGAAAUAGUAGCAAUGGUGCCAUAUCCACGGCAGUAUCAGAUCGGCAGAAACAAAAGGCUGAACAUUUAGCCCAACAGAACAAACACAGACGAUCUGUGCCGAAGGAGAAACGUCGUCAUCACACGGCGCCACACCAUGUCAAUGCCAAGCAGAUAGAGCUUAUGCACAGUGAAAAUGAUAUGAACAAAAAUAACGUCAAUUGGCGAGCCAGAGACGAUGUCGAUUUAGAAGUAACUUUGCGUCCUCGAUCAAAUGCACCUGACGUGGUGCGAUCAGCAAUGGGACCCAGGGAGAAAAUUUCCGAACACACUAUAGAUAAGCUUUUAGCAGCGCCCAGUAAAAUUUUAAUUCCUGAAAGGUAUGUUCCAGAACAGGUGCCGGAACUUUCUCCGGAGGAGAAGCAACGCCGUCAAGAAAAGGUGGAAGCCAUCAAAAAGAUGUUAUCAGAAGCACCCAUAGCAGGAAAUGAUACAUCUCCAAACCAGCCGGCUAAUGCUGAGAAAAGGCAAAGAGAACAUUUGCUACAGCUCAAUCAAAUUCUAGCACAGCAAGUUAUGCAAAUGAGUAAAAUUGUUGCCGACGACAAGCCUAGGAAUCACAAGAAAGAAAAUUCAAUGGCCGUGCUUCCAUCAAGCAUUAAUAAGCUAAAAAAAUCCAGAGGUCUGUUUAGGAGCAACAGUCGCAACAAGAGCAGUAAACCAGCUGGUGACGAUGAUGAAAACUACCAAAGUGAGGUGGAAUACAAUGAAGAUGACGAUGAUGAGUACGACACGGAAUCCCCGCCGGAACCGCUACCAUUAUACCAACAACGAGAAAAUUUCUUCACCUAAAAUACCGAUUUCAGCACCGAUCGACUUCCAUAUGUACAAAUCUCAACCGUAAGAUACGAUGCAUUUUAUCAUUGUUAGCACUAUCUGUUAAAAAUGGAGGAAUAGUGCUUAAAUAUAUUGAACUAUUUCUAUCCGUCCAUCAUCGGUUGAAAAUAUUGUUUAUUAUCAUCACAGUACAUAAUCUAUUUCACAAAAGAAAAGCUCAGCUUCGCACCUUAUAAACAUAGGCCAUAACGAUGUUACUCAUAUAUACCGUACUCACGCAUAUCAACAACAAAAAUAUGAGAAACGAUAGACUAAUUUCAGUACAUUUGAAGCGCGCUUUAAAGGAAAUUCAUUUGUAUUUAGCAAUCCCUUUUAAGUUCAAGCAAGCCCAGUGCGGAACGAAUUGAAUAUUUAAUCAUAGGUAAAAGAAAAACUAUUUAAGCAUUUCCAUACAAAAGUACAAUAAACAAAAUUUAUGAAAGAACUUGAAUAAUGUUUCGUCAAUUAGAUCGGCAGUAUGGAAUAUCAGAAUAACAAGUACAUAUGUCAUAACAAUAAAAAUAAACGAAGCAAAAAACACUUAGCAGCUUAAAUGUCAAUAUUGGAGAAAUCAUGUGCUUCGUGCAGAUCGUAAAGUCGUAUAUCAUAAUAAAUAGUUGUCAAUUCGAGAUAAAGUAAAUGCUAUACUAAACUUGCUCAAUUGAUUCCCUACAAUUACACAGAAUAUCACAAAUAAAACUUAUACCUAUUGUACGAAGCUUAACGACACUUAUUGAUAUUCAACUAAAUGGCAGUAUUGAGUUUACACGAUGAAACAUAAUUUAAUACUCCGCCACCUUCAUAUCACACAUAUACAUCAAAAUACCUACUUACAAAAUGUAAAGCAAAACUAAGAAAAAACUUCGAAACAGGGCUCAUUGCUGAAUUCGGUCGCUACAUUAGAAACCGUUCAGUUUUGAAAGCGAAAUUAUUGAACGAAACUCAACAAUUACGUGCUCUAUUGCAAUACAGGGUUAAUUUAGCAAAAUAAAAUUGAAUAGCCGAAUACCUGUAGAAAUCCACAUUAAAUAAUCAUCACACCUGCACAGUCAUGUUCAAAUGGCGAGAGAAAUUGGCUUAUGAGCAAAGCAUCCCAACAGUUUUCUAUCGAUACAAAACCCCGUCGCUUUAGUUUGGCUUCGGUCUGAAAUCAGCUUUCAGAUAUCACCUAAAUAUUCAUCGUAACGUAGAACAGUUGAAUUUUAUUUGUAUUAUUAUAAAACCUACAUUAUGUACACUGUACACGCCUUUUGUGUAGAAGGUAUUGAAAGCAUAAAUAGAUUGCAAGCUGCCAUAUAUUUUACUGAAAAGAUGAUUGACAUCGGAAUUUCUCACAUUCAGGUGCUCAGAGUUGAUUUGGUCGAAUAAUUUGUUUUAAAUUUUUUUUACAAACUGGAAUCCAGCGUGAUUUCAGUACUUUUGUUACAAUCAAUAUUCUUAACCAUUCCCAAACCCGUUUAAAUUAAAGCAAAAAUAUCGUUGAAUAUUAUUAGUCGGAACAAAUAUUAGACAUUUAAGGCGUAUGGAUACCAUAUUGUUAUGAAGUUUCAGCAAAACAAUGCAAUUGUAAGAAAAAAUCAGAUGAUAAAUGCAAAAGAAACAACCCUUUACCCUGUUUUUAGUUCAACUAGAAAUUCUCUACCAAAUAUGUUAAUCAAACAGCAGUUUAACAGUUUCUAAGCUAUGGAAUAAAAUGUUGGAAAG
Messenger RNA from Uranotaenia lowii, 8523 nucleotides. RefSeq lists its product as uncharacterized. The record is from RefSeq and is a predicted model, not a curated record. NCBI's taxonomy places the organism in Eukaryota, Metazoa, Arthropoda, Insecta, Diptera, Culicidae.